This is a messenger RNA of Gastrolobium bilobum, 465 nucleotides long. Its product is annotated as ethylene-responsive transcription factor ERF098-like. The record is from RefSeq and is a predicted model, not a curated record. Gene Ontology annotation, molecular function: DNA-binding transcription factor activity; DNA binding. Bases 1 to 465 code for a protein of 154 amino acids. The transcript has a single exon. NCBI's taxonomy places the organism in Eukaryota, Viridiplantae, Streptophyta, Magnoliopsida, Fabales, Fabaceae. Gene Ontology annotation, biological process: ethylene-activated signaling pathway; regulation of DNA-templated transcription.
AUGGAUCAGGGAGAGAGAUCAGUUUCAAAUGGAAAUGGGGAGGUUCGGUAUAGAGGGAUUCGUAGAAGGCCAUGGGGUAAGUUUGCAGCAGAGAUUCGUGACCCUACAAGGAAAGGGACUCGUAUAUGGUUAGGAACCUUUGACACUGCUGAGCAAGCUGCACGAGCUUAUGAUGCUGCUGCUUUUCAUUUCCGUGGUCACAGAGCCAUUCUCAAUUUCCCAAAUGAGUAUCAGGCUCCUAAUCAAAACUCUUCAUUACCUAUGCCUCUUCCUCUUCCUCUUCCUCUUCCUCUUCCUCUGCCUCCUCCUCCUUCUUCUUCUUAUUCUUCUUCCUCUUCCCACUCUGUUGAGGACCUUGUGAAAACUGGUUUUUCUGGUGAUGAUGCUUUUGAAUUGGAAUACUUGGAUAAUAAGUUGCUUGAAGAACUCCUUCAGGCGCAAGAUGAUAGACAUCUGUACAAGUGA